Messenger RNA from Malassezia globosa CBS 7966, 1230 nucleotides. RefSeq lists its product as uncharacterized. Gene Ontology annotation, cellular component: intracellular anatomical structure. Lineage: Eukaryota; Fungi; Basidiomycota; Malasseziomycetes; Malasseziales; Malasseziaceae. The transcript has a single exon. Gene Ontology annotation, molecular function: heme binding; nitric oxide dioxygenase [NAD(P)H] activity; oxygen binding. Gene Ontology annotation, biological process: cellular response to nitrosative stress; nitric oxide catabolic process. Bases 1 to 1230 code for a protein of 409 amino acids. The record is from RefSeq and is a predicted model, not a curated record.
AUGCAGUGGGAACUCACGAAGCUCUCGAACGAGCAUGCAAAUGUGAUUCGUGCUACGCUGCCGCUGGUGGGCGAGCACAUUGAGGAGAUUACGAAGCUGUUCUACAAGACAAUGUUUUCGAACCAUCCAGACCUCAUCAAGAACCUGUUCAACCGAGGUAAUCAAAAGCAGGGUGCGCAACAGAAGGCGCUUGCCGCUUCUGUGGCGACGUUUGCGUCCAUGCUGGUGAAUGAUGAUGCACCACUCCCCGAAAGCAUGCUUUCUCGCAUCGGUCACAAGCAUGCGACAGUAGGUGUGACCGAAGACCAGUACCAAAUUGUCCAUGACAACUUGUUCGCGGCGAUUGUGCAAGUGCUCGGCGCAGAUGUAGUGACAAAGGAUGUCGCUGAAGCCUGGGACCGUGUGUUUUGGAUCAUGGGACGACUUCUGAUUAAGUUUGAAAAAGAUUUGUAUGCAGAAGCCGGUGUCGAGCCCGGUAAAGUUUUCCGCCAAGUCAAAGUCGUUGCGUGUGACACCUUGGCUGAAGGAGUCACCCACUUCACAAUCGAGAGCACAGAGGCAUCAAAGCCUCUCCCAGGACACAAGCCGGGUCAAUAUAUUUCGGUGCGUGCCCACUUGCCAGAUGGGGCUGGCCAGCUCCGCCAGUACAGUCUCACAGAUGCUGGCAAGCAAUCGCACGGACGUCUUACUUUUGCCGUCCAGGCUGUCAAAGCACACGACCAGUUACCUGCUGGAGAAGUUUCAAACUGGUUGCUGGAAAAUGUCAAGCAAGGCUCGGAACUGGAAAUCUCCCUGCCAUUUGGUGAUCUAGUCCUAGACGAGCAAAGCAACUCACCUGUUGUUCUCAUCUCUGCUGGCAUUGGCGCUACCCCCAUGAUCAGUAUGCUCUCGCGCUUGGCGCUGGACAAGUCUGAGCGCGAGGUUGUGGUUUUCCAUGCCGAUUCGAGUGCUGCAGCUGAUGCAUUCGCAUCCCAAACGAAACACCUGGCAUCUCAGCUGCCAAACUGUCGCUUCCACACUUGGUACGCACAAGGGGAGUCCAAUGAAACUACGACUGUGGGCGACCGUUUGGAUUUGACAAAGGAGACCCUGCCUUCUAACGCACAAUAUUAUUUGUGUGGCUCAACAGCAUUCCUCCAAGCAUGCUCGAAGGAUCUUGAAUCACUGAGCGUGCCUGCCAGCCAUACGCAUUACGAGCUCUUUACACCAAAUGAAUGGCUUCUUAAGUAG